This is a messenger RNA of Phyllotreta striolata, 1110 nucleotides long. The record is from the annotation of a GenBank genome assembly. Lineage: Eukaryota; Metazoa; Arthropoda; Insecta; Coleoptera; Chrysomelidae.
GGUUUGUCCAGUGCACGUUAGAAUUCAGUUGCAGUUGAAACGUCAGUGUCGUUGCACAAUGUUAGCUAAGUUAUUAGUCUUAAUUGUCUUAAUCGCGUCGACUCGAGCGGGCCUCCUGAGCGCCCCGUCCGCCUAUUCAACGAUCCAAACGCACGCGCCCGCUAUCGCUGCGCCGGCAUACGGCGCCCACUAUGCCGCUCCCGCUUAUGCCGCCCCUGCUUAUGCCGCUCCCGCUUAUGCCGCCCCUGCCAUAUCGUACGCUUCGCCGGCGAUAGCGACGCACGCGAUCGCCGCUCCCGCUCUUCCAGCUCUUCCCGCCCUGCCUGCCUACGCUCCGUCCAUCAUCAAAGCCGCCCCCGUGGUCAAAGCCGCUCCUGCCGUUGAUUACGUGGCAUAUCCGAAGUAUCAAUUCAAUUACGGAGUAGCGGACAGCCACACCGGGGACCAGAAGACCCAAAGCGAGGUUCGCGACGGGGACGUGGUCAAAGGGCAGUACUCUGUGGUCGAGCCCGACGGUACCGUUCGCACGGUGACCUACACGGCCGACGACCACAAUGGAUUCAACGCGGUCGUGACGCGAUCGGGACACGCUGUGCAUCCGGCUGCUCCCGCCGUGGUCGCUCACAAGGUGGUGGCUUCGCCUUAUAUACAGAAGGUUGUCGCCGCUCCGGCCAUUGCUUCGCCAAUUGGAAUAGGACAUGGACUAGGCGCUUAUGGAAGCCCUUAUGGCCUCAUCAAGGGCUAAAAACGGAUCCCAGCGAUUUAAAAUAAGUGUGCAUUGCCUUUGAGGUUGCAGCUGGACCGAAGCCUCGACUGCCAUAUUUAACUGCUUUCUUCAGCUGUAAAGCUCUAGGCGAGCUUUUGCCUUACAUUAAGGUAAAAGCACGCUUAGUGCCGAAUGCGCAUCCUCUCGAAAAGCCAGGGAAACCGACGGAGGAUUGGAGCCGCUCAUUUUUCUUACUUCAAACUUCGUUAGGUUUUUUUCUUUGGAUGGAUAACUUACGGAUACGACCGCUAUGCCAAAUGAUUAGUGAUUUUUUUAAAAUAUAUCGUGUGUUGUUCGUCUGCGUGCUUGUAAUAUUUAGGUAUGUAAAUAUAGUAGUACAACUA